GUGCGCGUGCUGCACUUGGGGCUUUUUAAUAUAAAAUGGCCACCACGGUGUUCCCGGGCGUGCGGCUGGUGUCGAUCGGGGACCAGAAUGGGGAGAUCCAACGGCGCUCCGACCAACAGCCGCUCAAACUGGAGAUUAAAACCACCCAGGACAACGCUUACAUCAGCCUGUACAGCAAUGAGACGGUCUGUGUAUUUAAGUGUGCAGUGAAUCGGGAAACGCAAUGCAGUCGUGUCGGCAAGCAGUCCUUCAUUGUCACAUUGGGAUGUAGCAGUGUCCUCCUACAGUUUCCAUCACAGAAUGAGUUCUACUCCUUUUUCAAUAUUCUGAAAAACUGCAGAGGUCACAACCUUGAACGAUCUGUCUUCAGUGACCGAACAGAGGAGUCUUCUGCUGUGCAGUAUUUCCAGUUCUAUGGAUACUUAUCGCAACAACAGAAUAUGAUGCAAGACUACAUACGGACAGGCACUUACCAAAGGGCAAUACUCCAAAACCAUGCAGACUUUAAAGACAAGGUUGUACUAGACGUGGGAUGUGGCUCUGGAAUUUUAUCAUUUUUUGCUGUGCAGGCGGGAGCACGAAAGGUGUUUGCAGUGGAAGCAAGCACCAUGGCUCAGCAUGCUGAGCUUCUGGUAAAGAGCAACAACCUAACAGAUCGCAUCCUCAUCAUCCCUGGGAAGGUGGAGGAGGUUAACAUCCCGGAACAGGUCGAUAUCAUUAUUUCUGAACCCAUGGGCUACAUGCUCUUCAAUGAACGAAUGCUGGAGAGUUACCUACAUGCUAAGAAAUGGUUGAAACCGAAUGGUAAUCUGUUUCCAACCCUUGGUGAUGUCCACCUUGCACCCUUUACAGAUGAGCAGCUUUACAUGGAGCAGUUUACAAAAGCAAAUUUCUGGUAUCAGCCGUCUUUCCAUGGUGUGGAUUUAUCAGCCCUGCGGGGUGCAGCAGUAGAUGAAUACUUCAAGCAGCCUAUUGUGGACACGUUUGAUAUCAGGAUUCUAAUGGCCAAGUCGGUGAAGUACACAGUGAACUUUCUAGAAGCCGAAGAGAAUGAUUUGCACCGGAUAGAAAUUCCAUUCAAGUUCCAUAUGUUACAUUCAGGGUUAGUCCAUGGUUUGGCAUUCUGGUUUGAUGUGGCCUUCAUUGGUUCCCAAAUGACCGUGUGGCUCUCAACUGCACCAACGGAGCCUUUGACUCAUUGGUACCAAGUUCGCUGUUUGCUUCAAUCGCCACUUUUCACCAAGGCAGGUGAUACACUGUCCGGGACUGUCAUGCUGAAUGCUAAUAAAAGGCAAAGUUAUGACAUUAGUAUUCUAGCCCAGGUGGAUCAGACUGGUUCAAAAUCUAGUAAUGUACUGGACCUGAAGAACCCUUUUUUCAGGUACACAGGAACAACUCCCUCACCACCCCCAGGUUCUCAUUACGUAUCGCCGUCGGAGACUAUGUGGAAUACAUCUGGCUCUUACAACCUUAGCUCAGGACUGGCAGUAUCUGGAGUCCCAACGGCAUAUGAUCUGAGCAGUGUAAUUGCCGGUGGAUCUGCAGUCAGCCACAACAAUCUGAUUCCAUUAGCCAACACUGGGAUAGUGAAUCACACUCACUCAAGACUGGGAUCCAUUAUGAGCACAGGAUUUAUACAGGGGUCUUCAAGCGGUGGACAGGGUGGAGUGAUUGCCAGUAGCAGCUACUAUCCAAUCAACAGUCAGUUUACCAUGGGCGGCGCUGCCAUCUCCAUGGCUUCUCCAAUGUCCAUAAGCACCAACACAAUGCACUAUGGGAGCUAAGAGUUCAUGAUACUGCCUCCGACUUUUUGAACUGACACUUUUUGAGAGGAUUAAAAACCAAAUCCAGAUUCAGUUCCCUCCAAAAAACCCAAUCUCUGUGAAUUGUCCAAAUUCAUUGUCCAUGGAUUUAGUUCAGCUUGAGGGUGGGGUGGGGUGGGGGUGGCGGGCGUGUAUGCGUGUGUGUGUGUGUGUGUGUGUGUGUGCGCGCGCGCGUCUGUUUUGUUUCUGCCAUUGGGAACAACAACAUACAAAUUAUUUGAUACCAGACUUGUAAAGUUUUAUAUAACAAAAAGGGAGGGGGAAAAUAAAUGCUGUUUUGGUCCUGCGAUUAGACUCCAUAGUUCAUAAAUUUUCUCAUCAGUUUGUCGGAGUGCUGCAAGUAGAUACUAACAUAUCUUUUAAUACAGACAUGUCCAGUGUGUUGGGAGCAGAUGGCUGAUAGGAGUUAUCCAUUACCUGGUUUAUCUCUGUCUUUUCCUCCUCUGAUAUCCCUAACCCCCUCACCUAAUGUGCCAACCCCUAUCUGAUCUCUUGAAGAUCUUGGGUUAAUGGACAGUUAAUUGAAAGUUUCAAAAGUGACAAAUAUCAGCUGUAAACGUAAUAAAUAUUAUAAAUGUUUUUGAUAAGACAUUUUUUCAUUUAAGGAUUUUUUAAAGUUACUUUUAAGUAUGGAUAGACUGCAUGCAAAAUGUUUUUCCCGAACUCCUUUGAAACCUACAGUGAUUUGAAAAGCUUCCAGGUUCAUCUCAUGGAGAAAGAGUUUUUCUCAGGGCUGGAAUGAACUGAGUAGCUGUAGGAAAGGAGCAGGUAUCUGAACAUUUUGACUUGUUUUUUGGCACUUGUCUGACUUGCUUUUGCGUGCCUUUAAUUUUCAUUUUGGCCACUUUGCAGCGUCUCCACAAAGCCGGAAGCACGACCCUGUUUGAACUGGUGCUGUUUUCGGAGUAGCUGAAAAUUGCACUGCUGAUCUGUUCCUUGACAAUGCCAAGAGCAACCAUGUGCAGGCCAGGUCUUGAUCCAAACCAACCUAUUAUUGCUUUUUGCUUGAUAACUCUUGCAUUAAAGAGUGAACAACAAACAGUCUUACAUGAUUUGUCUUUCUGCAUCCAAUGGUUUGAUUUCUCAGUUCUACCUGUACGCUGUUGUUGUGAUUUGAGCUUUGAGUUGAAACUGCUAUGGCAGCACAUUGAGCAACCUGCACUACCUGUGCUCGGGGGCUGUUGGAAUGGUUUAUACCUACACAUAAUAAAAAUGGGUUGGAUUACUUUAGUGCCAAUAUAUGUGUAUAUUGGAUAUCUCCUCCAUAUACAAAAAGGAAUGCUGCAGAUUUGGUGGUAAAUGUCUUCUCCAGCAGUUGGGACAUCGUGGUUAGGGUAUGAGAUCUCGUACUUCACACUCCAGAUAAUUUAUAUUUGUCCACCCCCUUCUGUGAUUAACUUCCAAAUCUGUAGAUAGAAUAGUGAAAUUUUCAUUAUCUUCAAUCAGCUGUUACAGGGAACGAGGCUGUUUUUUCCAGCAUUUUCUGAUUUGUUACAAGUUACAAUGUCUGUAUAUUUCUUGAAAUAGUCGUAUUAUUCUUGGCAGCAAUCUCUGAUAGAAGGAAGAGUCUCUUUUUAAACUGAGCAUUGAUCGUAGAACCCAGCUGUCUUGUCGUACAAGAUUUUUUUUCUUUUGAGGAGAGGUUUAAAGUCAAGAGUUCUUUGCUUUCCAAAAUCUUGCACCCCCAACUCUGAGUUUGUUGGCUGCCUUCAGUUUUUAAAUGUCUUUUAAUGCCAUUGCUUUGUUUAGGGGUGGGAGAGAAUUAGUAUUGAUUUCUUUGUAGCACUCAAGCAUUUGAAAAUUUGGUAGACUGCUUCUGGUUCUGGCAAAUUUUAUUUUAUAUGGUGAGUUGAAGUAUUAAGGAUUAGUAGAUUCAGGAUGAACGGGUCAGCUAUACCUACAGUUAUGUAUACACGAAAGAAAGAGAGACCUUCUGCAAUUGAAUCUUGUCUUGGGUCAUUGCGGAGGCUUUAAAUAUAAGAAUUGAAGAUGCAUCUGUUAGAUUUACCUGCAGCUCUGGUAUACAUCUACCAUAGGAUACAAUUAGAAAGAGCUCUUUGGAAACUUAUGGGUGGGGGAUGUGCAGGAGAGGUGUUAGUUGUGCUUCUGUGCAACGUGGGUAAAGUUGUACUCCAGACAAAGCCAGCAGUGUCUCAACACCAGGUUAUAGCCCAGCAGGUUUAUUUGAAAUCUCUCAAGCUUUCGGAGCACAGCCCCUUCGUCAGUUGUAGUGAGAAAGCAGAGCACA
Messenger RNA from Stegostoma tigrinum, 4071 nucleotides. RefSeq names its product coactivator-associated arginine methyltransferase 1 (gene carm1). Bases 36 to 1784 code for a protein of 582 amino acids. Gene Ontology annotation, molecular function: protein-arginine N-methyltransferase activity. The record is from RefSeq and is a predicted model, not a curated record. Gene Ontology annotation, biological process: peptidyl-arginine methylation. The transcript has 16 exons. Lineage: Eukaryota; Metazoa; Chordata; Chondrichthyes; Orectolobiformes; Stegostomatidae.